Molecule: messenger RNA, 3213 nt
Organism: Desarmillaria tabescens
Lineage: Eukaryota; Fungi; Basidiomycota; Agaricomycetes; Agaricales; Physalacriaceae
Exons: 16
Coding region: 1-3213 (1070 amino acids)
Source: RefSeq, a predicted model, not a curated record
AUGGCAACAAACAGUCCUGAAGGCAUGCAGCUUCAAAAUAGUCUUGUAACAGGAUAUACAGCUGCGAAACAAUCUCCGUUGGUUUGGUCACUUCCAGUUCAUUGCAAGCUAUUCCUACUUUCGCACCUCGAUCCUGAUCUUUGGUAUGAAUUGCAUGCGGAAGAAAGUCAUCAGAACGCGGACAUAUUGCAGUUCAGGAUGGCAAUGGGAAGAUCGUUGAAGUCUGUGGCCGACAAGGACUGGGACAAAGGCCAUCCGUCUCAAAAGUGCAUAGACAGCAUCGGCGGAGGUCGCAAUGCAAAUAAAUCUACAGGUCAGCUGGAAACCCUUGUGCUUUUUUUGAGAAGGCUAGAAGGCUGGAUGCACAAAUUAGACGAAAUUGCGACUUCUCUCCAUAUAUGUUUGCUUGCGAAUCAUUGGAAACACGAAUCGGCGAAAAAUUGGCUGAAGGUCCUGUGCAUAUUGGAUGGCGUGGCUUUUCACAUCCGAUUACUACGUUAUCAUAAUGGAGUGGAGCAGACAACACUUUGGCAACGGUUUAUCAACGAUAAUUUUGACCACCCUGACGUCAAAAUGAUCAUGGGAAAUGAAGAAACAAUAAAACGGUUCAAAAAGAAUUUACCACGGUGGAAACAAGCCUUCGCGAACGCUGUCGCAAUAUCCCCCCUUGUGCUCAUCAUGGGCCAAGGAAUGGGCCAAACAUUGAACACCCCUCUUGCCUUACAAGUCGGGGGACGUCUGUCUUCAAUUGGGAAACCAAAGCUGAUCCUUCGUGUUGAAGAAAUCUUGUGGAAGUCCAUUGUUGGUAUAGCUUGGGGCUCAUGGAUGAGCGAAAUUGCAUUGAGUAAAUUUUUGGCCGAAGUCCAGCCGUUGGUUGAAAAGAUGCUGGAUUCCAAGGCUAUGUUAAAGGAUGGAGCAAAGAGGGGAUGGGUAGGAUAUGAAGGGGAGGAUACGUGGUUUGAAGAUUCAAUCACGUUCAUCCAACAGAACGUUGUUCCUGGUCUGGAAGCCAAAAUCGGAGCCGAAACAAGCGAAUGGCUCAUAAGCAGCAGAUCACUCUGGAUUGGAAAGGGCGGUCGCAAGAAGGACCCGGUACAACGAGGCAGAAGCAGUUCUUGUCCUCCCCGAUGGUCAAAGCCUCAGCGAAAGUCUCGAAGCCUCUCCCCUUCACGAUAUUCGGCUCGAAGGCCAGCCUUCACGCGUGAAUUGAUUUCGAAGAUCUGUUGCAUCUUGACUUACCGAGUACAUGCAUGGGGUCACAAACAUUAUCUGAAUUUUGACGAAAGGCCAGAGUGGCAAUAUCCACCUACGUUGCCCCCUCUCACUGUUCGAGACCUCGAGCAAAUUCCUGUCGGAGCUAUCAUCAUCGGUGCAAUGCCCCCCAUUCGCAAGGAUCCUCCGAAAACAGCAUUUUCUUUAUCCCAUAAACAGAAAAUAAUUCACGAGAGGAAGCUCUCACAAGACCUGGAUGCAGGCUGGCAUCAGUUGAUGUUAAUGGCGCCCUCUCUGAGAAUGGGCCAGGUGCAGGAUGCGGCACCAUCUCUCUCCCGCAGAAAAAGGCAAUGGUCGAGCGCUGUCAGCAAGCUUGAUACCAGAGAAAGGUCCAAGAAAGCCAAGCUUGAUCGUGGUCUGUCCCGUUCUUCGCACCCGAUUACUUCUCCGCUCGUUUGGGCUCCUGCCAAAAAGCAAUACAGGACAUUCGACUAUUAUCCGUUGAUCUCUAAUGAAACUGAUGAUCGCCUUGCGCUUGCUGGGUGGAACACUUGCGUAAGGACUGACGCAAGCGGAGGUCCACUCUACCGGUUGAAAGAAACUGGGAAGGCGGCAGAUGAAUCGAUGAUCGUGACCCUGAAACAAUCUUCGGCCUUGAAAAAUCCUCAAGGGACUCUCGAGACCUUCCGCUGCUACAACAUUCUCCUGUAUGACACGAAAACUUUGCCGCUUACAUGCUCCAACGACACGAUGGAGCAACUUCACAUCUCUGUUUCCUUACGUGAAAUGUAUGAAGAAGGCCUUUUGGAGGAUGGUCGCAUCUUGAACGCUUUGUCUCUACCUUGCAGCACUUCAUACAGCGGUCACCCUUUACAGUCAGAUUGUUUCGAGUCACAUACGAGCAUUCGAAACAGACGUCUGACCUACCCGAGGACAUCUAUACAGUGGAGUAUCCUGUCUCAGGCGACAAGUUUCUGGUUGGUUGCCACCAAAGGAGCCAUUAGUUACAUUCAUCCAGAUUGUUUUGGUGUCGGUACCGUCAUUGAGGUUCUUUGCGGGCAGGAAGUUGUGGUACAGUACAGGACAGCCUGUAUCGAUGAGUACAUUAAUGAUUGGGCACCUGGAUUUAUUCCAGAUCCAGAGGAAUGGACUGCAGAGGUUGUCUUGCUUGAACCUGGUUCUGCCUUAUGCAGCUACAUGCGUCCCGACACUCACCAUGCAGUGGUGACCCUGGAGAAUUCCAUUGAGGUUCUCCUUCGUAUGAUGUGCUACUUUGGUGCAGCGAUCAGUGAUCAAGGACCCGAAAAUCACGACACAGAUAUUCCCACUAUGACAAGAGAUGGACUUCUUGACUUCAUUGCGUUAGGAAAUCUCUGUCUAUUUGUGCCUGCCUUGUAUGCCUGUGUCACUGAGACCGAGGGAGACUCGAAACCUGCAAUUGCCAUGGCAGCCGGCGCAUACAUAUCCACAAUACAGCGUUUGCGGAUGAAAUAUUGUCUGGUUUUUCUCGACGAUGACAAAGAUGUUGCUGUGCAGUCCCCGGAAUCAAUGAUGCAUGUCAAUGACCAGGUCACCCUGACUGAGACGGCUUUGCAAGCGUGGAGGGCUUUAGGACAACAUGAAUCGGUCUUGUUCGAUACUGAGACAUUUCAGCAAGAUAUUAAGGAUGCCAUGGAAACCUAUUUGCAGAUGGAGCUAUCAUCUGAGUUCCUCAAGGCUUACAAAUGCCGGAAGAGGAAGAUUUUGCUCCUUAGGCCGAUAUUUUUGAAUCCGAUGCCCUGGAGGAUUGGUCAGGAAACCGUCGACUAUGAUUCGUCUGAUGGUGAAGAAGAGGACCCUAAGGACGAAGAAGACUACCCCCCAACCAAUGUUUCAAACAUAAAUGAUGGGGAUUCAAGUGGCAUGGAUAUGACCGGGGAUGAUGAUGAUUCACAGGACGAGUCAGAAUCGACAUCAGAGAGAGAUUCUAAUGCUGGCUCAGAAUACAGGCCUGGACUCUGA